Ambispora leptoticha is the source of this 1020-nucleotide messenger RNA. The record is from the annotation of a GenBank genome assembly. Lineage: Eukaryota; Fungi; Glomeromycota; Glomeromycetes; Archaeosporales; Ambisporaceae.
AUGCAAUCGUCAAAUCAGAAAAACAUUGAUAUGAACACGAUUCUUUCUAUAAUUCCCUAUCUACCGAAAGUUACCCCUCAGGAUCUAAUAAUGAGGGCAAGCGCAAGAUUUAAAAAAAAUGGCGAAAUAUCCAGAAUUCCUAAUGCAUUUAUCGCAUUUCGUAUGGAUAUCUAUCGUGAACUUCGUGUUUUUGGCGAUUGCAGCAUGAGUCAACCUCAACUUUCUUUAAUGUGUAAGGCUUCAUGGGAAAGUCAACCAGAAUCUGUCCGUAAUGCAUAUCAACAUAUUGCAGCAUCCGCAAGAAUUCUUUACAAAAAAAUGAUUCAGAAAUGCAUACAGCAAGGACAAAAUGGUAAAAAAGUGGCGUCAUACGAGCAGACGCCAUUUUUAAAUGACGAAAUGAACAAAAGCCUUGAUUUCAAAGAUCAAUUUGAAAGCCAUUCUUUUGUAAAUAUGACUACUUCCGAAAUAUUCGCGCAGGAUACUUCGAGCUUGACAUCAAAUACAUCAGGCCAUGUUCCUCCUAAUUGGAUCCAACAAAAUGAAAAUCCAAAUUUGACUAUUGAAAAAUCAACCGAUUUAGCUAACUUUGGGCAAUCUGAAAUUAAUUCGAAUAUAACUCUUUCCGAUGAUUUACAAGAAUCUUUUUCUACGGAAUCAUUCAAUAAUGAACUUUCAUGUUUAGAAGGAGACCAAUCUUCAUAUUUUGUUUCGAUGAAUUCGGAGAAUAUAAUGCAAUCGUCAAGUUUGGAAUCAUUCGAUAUCAGAAACUAUUUUGAUAAUCCUUUUUCUUCAACUUCUAAUAAUUUGACUGAACCGCAACAACUAGAUCAACGAGAACAUAAUCUAUUUAACAUUUUUGUUGUGAACAAUAAUGUUAUUGAAAAUUCCCAUGAACACGAUAAAUGUGACGCAGAAAUCCAGAUUGCCGAACUGCGCUCAAAAAUUAAAUCUUUAGAACAAAAAAUUGAUACUUUAAUGAAUUUUUUAAAUGAAAAAGGAAUUAAGAUGAAUGAAUGA